AUGAUUGUAAGCAAAAACUUAAACCAUUUAGGGUUUACAUGCUGCAAUAAAGAACUGGAAGAGGCAAUGACCUCAUCUAUGAAUUCAAAGGAUCUGCUCGGAACAGCGGACAGUAUUCAGAAAAAAGCUGAGGGAAAACUGGGAGGAAAAUUUGAAACUGUGGUAUCGGCAGACGAUUUCGCGUACAAAAGUCAUUUUAAAGAUGGUAAAACAUGUAAAGUCGAAAAAGAUGGACAGUAUGCCCUUGCAUGGCAACCAUAA
Enterobius vermicularis (human pinworm) is the source of this 261-nucleotide messenger RNA. Lineage: Eukaryota; Metazoa; Nematoda; Chromadorea; Rhabditida; Oxyuridae. The record is from the annotation of a GenBank genome assembly.